UUUGAAUGGUUCUUUAUAACGACGACCUUUGAAGUGAUAAAUUGUUUAUAAACUUUGUUGCCCGUUCAUAAACUUCAAAAUGUUAAAAUAUGAUUAUGGAAAACGCAUCAAAGCAAUGAUAAAUCGUGAAAUUGGAUUGGAAAAACGAGAAGUUGCUAUAAGCAAAUUGAGCCAUAAAUAUCACGAAAAUCUAUAUGACUUAGAAACGCGACUUCAUGAACAAAAUGCACGAUAUGAUAGAAUAAAAAAUAAAGUAAAAAAGGAAACUGAAAAAUGCAAUGAGAUACAAAAAAUUAUAGACGACUGGAAGAAGCGAAUAUCAGAAAUGCAAAACGAAGCUCAACGCUGCGUAGCUGAGGCAAUACAAAACCGCCAACAAUUAAUACAGCAAUUGGAUGAAAUACAUACAUUAAAGUUAGCAACCAAUACGUACAUUAAUUUGAACGCACUUCCCGAACGCAUACAAGGAGUUUUUGUACAAGAGACAGAAGUUCAAAGGUGUUGGCACCCUUUUUGCUUUGAACCUUUAAGUCACACGCCAGAGGAAGUGCGACAGAUUAUUUGGGGCAGUUCAGAAAAUGCUGUGGCCUAUAGUGAAGCAUGGGAGCGUCUGGUAUUCCGUUCGGUACGCGAAAUGCUGUUGCAAUCAAAUAAGGACAGUUAAUUCGUUCUUUAGUGGUCUCUGUUUUAUAUGGUGUUUGUAACAUAAGUUAAUGUAAGUUGUGCAUAUAUAAUAUACAAAUAUUUUAUUAUAUU
This is a messenger RNA of Bactrocera latifrons, 756 nucleotides long. It is a transcript of the gene Spc25, whose product is annotated as kinetochore protein Spc25. The transcript is spliced from 3 exons. Bases 80 to 664 code for a protein of 194 amino acids. The record is from RefSeq and is a predicted model, not a curated record. NCBI's taxonomy places the organism in Eukaryota, Metazoa, Arthropoda, Insecta, Diptera, Tephritidae.